GAUCGUGUCUCGAUCUUCUUGUUCGAAGCCGGAGAGAGAGAGAGAGCGAGCGAGAGAUCGAGGCGCCGGAUUAAAGCCCGGGCGGCCAAUUGCGUUGGGGAUUUGAGUAGUUGUAGGGGGCCGCGAGAGUGCUCAGAUCGGCAUUUGCGAGUGUUGAUCGGAGAAUUGGAAAGGAAGGGAGGGAGAGGGAGGGAGAGGGAGAGCAAUAGUCGAUUGCGGAGUGGGCAGUUGUUGUUGCGGUUGUUGCUGUCGCCGGUCUGGCGAGGGAGGGGAGGAGGAAGAGGAGGACGACGACAGGCGAACGAACAGGACUUGACACAUCACGUGCGAUUGAUGGACCUGGACCUGUAGUAGACGCCGCGUGAUAGACGAGCGCUUGAGAUUGGGGAAAUUUGUUUUGCGCGGGGUGAAGGAAGGGAGGAAGGAGGGAAGCAAGCAAGCAAGGGAGGCUUGAAAGUGGUGGUGUAGGCGGGGCUCGGUUGAACAGAGUUUGCGUUUGAGAACAGGGAGGAUUGAUCCUUGUAGGAGGCCGAUCCUCACUCGGUUGGUUGCUGAUCGUCUGAACGGAGGGUGGAAGAACCUCAUUGGACGCGAUGGAUUUGACCUUCUUCGUGGUCGCAUGUUAUCGUGAAGCGGGAUCUGCCGGCAAUUGAAGCAUGGAACGAGCUUUGGCACGUAUUUCAGGCUCUUUUGCUGCGUUCUCGGCUUGCGUGACUGGCUAUCGUACAUCGGUGAAUCUUCCUCUUUCUCGACCAGUCUGUUUGGAAAACAAUUCUCUCACCCAACCUUGAGUUUCCGACGUAGGUGUUUUGAACUGAUUUUAUCAUCACCAAUUUCAUCAACGUAAUGGGGAACAACUCGAGCAACAACCGCAGGAAUGGGCGGAUACAGCACAACCCCGUUGGAAAUCCGCCUCUGCCUCCACGCGGGAACAUACCACCCCCACCUGGCUAUCCAGGAAAUGCCGGUGCCCCUACUUACCCAGUCUAUCCAAACGGCCAUCACAAUAUGCCAUACCACAUGCCAUAUCCUCCGACCUAUAAUGGAGCAAUGCCAACACCAAUGGGUAAUCAGUUUUAUCAAAAUUUCAUUCCAGCCGGCAAUGGGCACCUUAUGAUGAAUUAUCCUACUCAGCCGAUGUACAGACCAACAAUACCCACACCUCAUCCCCAGCAGAUACCUCCAACUCCAGUUGCAGAGGCUCAGAAAGCGAACACAAUACGAAAUGACGUCAACUUGAAAAAACCUACUCUUAGGCUCGAGAAGGACGAGGAAAAUCCAGGUUUUUAUCUGGUAGCGUUUACCUUCGAUGCCACUGUCGCAGGCAGUAUCAGUAUAUUUUUCCUUGCCAAGGAGGGUGAUCGUUGCAGUCUGACACCUUUGAAGCCGCACUUGUACAAACCUAUCCGAGUACCUUUUGAGAAGGGUUUGGGCCAAAAAUUCAAGCAAGCUCCCGGAACUGGAGUGAAUCUUGCAUUGUUCGAUGAGAGAGAACUUAGCAGGGAAGGUCCAGACGAUGUUUAUCCUUUGCUUGUCAGAGCAGAGACUGAACCGAAGGAUCCCUCGGCGAGUGCUUCACUUCAAGAUGAAUUACCUCCUGGCGCGGAACUUCCGAAGUAUAUACAUUCCCAAACAACCCACGCUAUUGUGGAGAAGAACCCAUUGUCAGAGGGAUACAAGGUCAAGGUGCUCAAGCAGACCAUUUGGGUUGAUGGUAUACGUUAUGAUCUUCAAGAGAUUUAUGGUAUCGAGAAUAGUGGUGGGAAUACUGCUUAUGACGGAAGUGAUGCUGGUAAAGAGUGUGUUAUAUGUAUGUCGGAGCCAAGAGACACAACUGUGUUACCUUGUAGACAUAUGUGCAUGUGCAGUGAGUGUGCAAAAGUUCUGAGAUUCCAGACCAAUCGCUGUCCAAUCUGCCGGACCCCAGUUGAGAGACUGCUGGAGAUUAAAGUUCCAAAAAAUGACGCAGAAGAUUACGUCUUUAAAAGCAGAUCUUUUAAAGGGGCCAGUGCAAGCCAGAGUUCGUCCAGUGCUAGUCAAAGUACAACGAAGGACGAUGGCGCUUUGGAGAUCAAGGAUUACGGGGUCAUUCACGAGAUAAAUAUGUACCGGUCCCUGCGAUCAUCUCUGGGACUGACUUCCAUUCAUACUUAUGGCCUAGCUGUUUGGAGGCAAACAUGCUCAUCACCGCGACAUGGGACCGAGGGCAGCUUUGUUCAACUUGUGCCUCAAAAUACCGAUGUCUGCCUGCAUGCCCCGCUUGCGAAUUUAGUGUGUCACCUGCCAGAAGGCGAAUUUUUGUCUUGGCCACUGCGGGGCCUACAAGCGUUCCUACAGGGUCCGGAUGAUCUCUCUCCUUUGCGGUUUUGAGGAACGCUGUCUAAUCGGCUACGGACUCUGGUCACUUCGGAGAACGUAGACAAAACUAAGCAUAGCAGGAAUACAAAUUGAUUUGGAGUGCAAAUUCAAGUUACGCAAGUUCUAACCUUGAGUCUUCACAAAGUCUUCACCCAUUGCAUUCAUCUCAUUGUAGCCUAAAAUCUAAAACCACCAUCGAACAGCACC
Messenger RNA from Marchantia polymorpha subsp. ruderalis, 2565 nucleotides. NCBI's taxonomy places the organism in Eukaryota, Viridiplantae, Streptophyta, Marchantiopsida, Marchantiales, Marchantiaceae. The record is from the annotation of a GenBank genome assembly.